CGCUUUCACUUUCACUUAACUACGGCGGGAACAAACUACCAGUCUAUAAUUUGGUGGUAUUAAUUAGGAAAAUGGAUGAAGAACCUAUGGAGAUGUCUCCUGAUGGAAACAGAAAUAGAAGCUACUACCAAGGAUUCCAUGACAACAGUAAUUCUGAUAUGGAUGUGGAUACAUCCCAUGACAGAUCAUAUCCUGCACCUUAUGUUAAUAACUUUUCAUUCCAUAAUAUGAGUGCUACUAUAGCAACCUCAUCUCCAUUUAAAAGUGAGUCUAAGUAUUUUCAACAGACAGGAGAGUCAGUAAAGCCAUUAGGAAUGAGACCACUAAUAGCAUCAAAAAAGAAUCAAGAAGAAAAAAUAAGCAAUUUACACAAAGAUGAAAAUUUGAACACUCUUCUAUCAGAAUCAAAUAAACAUAUGAAAUCAUCUUUAGAGAAAAAGAAAUCUAGAUCUAAGAGUAAAGAAAUGUCUCCAAGGGAAAAACGUGUAAACCGACGAAAAUCAGGAAAUCAGUACGAUGUACGAAGAAAGUUUUAUGGAUGGUUGUUCCUGGCUGUUUUAUUUGCACUUCUUUCAACAUUCAUAGUAAUCCAUCAGAAAUGUCAUAUACAUAUGGAUGUAGAUAAAUUUGAACAUGUUUUUGAUGAAAAUGUAUUUGGUCAGCAUAUUGCAAAACAUGCUUUGACAACAACACUUAGAAAUAUUUCUGUACGAAUGCAGAAUGACACGAAAUUGUCAACCAAUCCUCUUGUUUUUUCUUUUCAUGGUUGGACUGGUGUUGGCAAAAAUUUUGUGACCAAACAGUUGCUGUAUGGCUUUGAUAAUGCUAGAGUGACAACUUUCCUUAUUCCUCUUCAUUUUCCACAUAAAUCGCAAGACGAGGAAUAUAAAAUAAAUAUUCAAAAAUGGGUGAAAGGAAACAUAACUUUGUGUUAUGUUAAUAUGUUUGUUUUUGAUGAAAUGGACAAAGCAACACCUGGUCUUCUAGAGGGACUGCUAUCUGUCAUGAAAGAUAUAGAGAGAAUUGAAAUGGAAAAAACAUGGAUUAUAUUUUUAUUCCUAAGCAAUUCAAGAGGUCAUCAAAUUAAUAAUUACCUUUUUACGGAAAUGAAAUCUGGGAAGGAUAGAAAUGAUAUCACCUUUGAGGAAAUUCUUCCUGUUUUAACUAAUCUUGAUUCCAGUGAUGAGUGGUAUAAAGACUUUAAUCAGCAGGGUUUGAUUCAUACAUUUGUACCUUUUCUUCCACUUAAUAAAUAUCAUGUGCACCAGUGCAUUGAAAAAGAUAUAAUUAAGAAGGGGAGCCAACCUACCACAGAAUUAAUAAACAGUAUCUCAGAAGAAAUGCAUUAUAUUCAGCCAGUUGCAGAUCAUGUUCCCUACUCUUUAACAGGAUGUAAAAGGGUUUCAGACAAAGUGGAUAUUCACAUAUAAUAAUGUUACAUAUUUAAAUUUCUGUGAUACACAAUUUUUUCAUAUCUGUUUAUUAAACAUGAUUCAUUUGUU
Messenger RNA from Mytilus trossulus (common blue mussel), 1502 nucleotides. RefSeq names its product torsin-1A-like. The transcript has 2 exons. NCBI's taxonomy places the organism in Eukaryota, Metazoa, Mollusca, Bivalvia, Mytilida, Mytilidae. Bases 72 to 1430 code for a protein of 452 amino acids. Gene Ontology annotation, molecular function: ATP binding; ATP hydrolysis activity. The record is from RefSeq and is a predicted model, not a curated record.